This is a messenger RNA of Rodentolepis nana, 960 nucleotides long. Lineage: Eukaryota; Metazoa; Platyhelminthes; Cestoda; Cyclophyllidea; Hymenolepididae. The record is from the annotation of a GenBank genome assembly.
AUGUCUUCUUCCACAGCUACUCGACCUAACACCAGAGACAGUGAACAACGCGACAUUCAUUUCAUUCUCAAGGUCUGGAGUCUAGGGUCCGUUGACAAUCGCGACGACGUGAUCCACAAAUCUCCUGGCUCGGGAGUUGUUAACCAAAUGGAUAUUAUUGAAACGACAGUUGAAAGGAUCAUUUCUAAAAAAGGAGCAGUAUCCCAAGUUUAUAAGGCUCAUGAUAAGCGACGAGGAAUAGACCUAGCAAUUAAGAAAAUUCAUCAUGAUGAUUGCAAGAAAAAAUCCCUAGAGGUAAAGAUUCUAGAAUCACUUCGUGGCUGCCCAAAUAUCAUCCAAUUACUUGGAUCGAUAGAUGCUAGAUUUGUAGAACCUCUGCUAUUCUAUCGAGCCAAAGAUCGAGUAGGUCAAUUGGCGGCGAUAAUAAAGAUAGUGGGGAUAGAAAGCAUUAUGAAUUACGUCCAAUUGAAUAACAUUAGAAUUGACACCAAAUUGGAGGCGCAAAUAUCACUCUACGAUCGUGAAUACCACCAGUGUGCCAAUGAUGCUUAUAAAGAAGCUGACGAUUUGAUGUGUAAAUUGAUGACUGUUGAUCCGUUCAGACGCAUUACAGCUAGGCAAGUCUUUUCUCAUCCUUUCUUAAAGAAAUUCCAUUACGAUGAAGAGGUGGAUGCUAGAUUAGCCAGUAAAUUUAAUGCGGAUUGCAGCCUUUCCAUGAAUAAACUCGACAACAAUCUAGCUCACUUUGAUUGCAAAUUUGUCGCAUGUGUCGGGGAAGGCUCAUUCGGUCAAGUUCACAGAGUUCGAACCGAUACAGAGUGGAAAACCCUGGCAGUAAAGAUCAUGAAGCAAAAUAAUCUCUCAAAAUUCCACCAAGAAUGUGAAAUCCUGGAGAAGCUUCGAGACGCACCAAAUGUAAUCAAAUUUUUUGGCACAGUCACUGGAGUAAGUUCCAUAUGA